AUGCCGCCAUCGUGGGCAGUCAAACCUGAGCCAACAACCCUAUCGUCGCCAUUAAUUGACCUAGCCAAAUUAAUCGACGCAGAGCUUCUUAGCAGAUGGCAGAGCCCUGAAUCUGAGAGGAUAUUCUUGCUAGUAGGCGUCCUCAUCACCAAUCGCCGUAACAAACUCCAAGAGGAUAUUAUUGAGGCUCAUGAGUGCUUAAGCUCAUGGGAUAGGGCAGGUCUUGUUACAAUAGGGCAGCAUACUGAGGAGAUUGACGAGAGGGAUCUAAACAGCCCUACAGAGGGCACAGAGAACAAAAACAAGGCUUAG
This is a messenger RNA of Lindgomyces ingoldianus, 312 nucleotides long. RefSeq lists its product as uncharacterized. The transcript has 2 exons. NCBI's taxonomy places the organism in Eukaryota, Fungi, Ascomycota, Dothideomycetes, Pleosporales, Lindgomycetaceae. The record is from RefSeq and is a predicted model, not a curated record. The coding region runs from base 1 to 312 and encodes 103 amino acids.